AGCAGGGACGUCCACUUGAACAUACGUCACGUCGUACCGUGACGUAGCACGCACAACAGGCUGUGCGUUGCCGACGCACUUUAUUUCCUUAAAACAAAUAUAGAAGAUCUGUGACAUACGAGGAACAGACAAGAGAGCAAAAGGAAGUGUGAUGUGAGUGAGGAAAUGAGUAAGUGUCAGCUAUGGUUCAGCUGCAGCUCUGCAGCCUGGAGCAUCUGAUGAGCUCAGGGUACGGCCGUCCUUAUCCACGACACGGCCUCCAGCUCCUGUUCUGGUUUGCCAACAACUGUGUAACCUUUGAACAGGUUGGGCUUGUACUUAUUAUAAGGCUGGUGUCAGACUGUCAACCAGAGAAAGGUUCCUAUGGCUUCCACUGGUUCGGUAAUGCAGAGCAACUUCUUCCUGUGAUGAGCAGGCCCAGAAGGUCCAACAGCAAGAAACAGACUAUGUACUUUGAAGUUGGAAACCUGAACACAGAAACCUAUCCAGGUUCUGCUGACCUCCCAAAAUACGUGAGCGAAAAUUACAGCUCAGAUGGUUAUCGAGGUAUUUCCAACACAGACCGCAUCAUCAUCAGUUACCAGGUGAGGUCCAGACUGGUGGAGGCUGUGUACAUCACUGAACAUGAUGGAUCUGGUUCUGGGAGGUUCAGCUUUGAGAAGACAUACCAGAUCAGCACUGCACUGAUCCAAGCCCUGCAGAGCACCCUGUUGGAUAUCACCACCUUUCUCACCCAGAUGGGCUACUAUGCACAAACAGGGGAAUGCCAGAGCUAUAAUACAGUGGAUGUAAUCUACCCAGACCUGUCAGGUCAUCAAACGCUGCAGCCUUACACUUUGUACACUGCCGGGACAAAUCAAAAUUAUGACCUGGCCUUCUUCUCAGAAACCUUCCAGCAGCAGGCGUCUGGCUACAACCAGCACACACACUACAUCACCCAGGACAACAGCCAACAGCUAGCUGCCUUUAGAGAAAUGCAGGCUCAGUUCAGGACAGCGCGUUAUUCCCUGCAUGGAUGGUACAAGCCCUGUGAAGGUUUUGAUGAAAAAGCCAAGAAAGGGAAAGGAGGCGGUGGCUUCAGCUGGGUCCAGCUCCUCCUCGGUGCUGGAGCGCUGUACCUGGCUGUCCAAUGUUUCCGUUGGCUGAGGAGCUGGUGCGAGCAUGGCUUCAAUCAGAAUGUUCUUAAGAGGACUUCGUGGACGUCUCCCUGCUUUAAGCAGACACAUGUCAUGCUGGAUUAUGUCUACUAGGAUACAGAGAGUUGGUUGUGAUAAUAUUCUGAAAACUCACACAUUCAUUCAUUCAUUCAUUCAUUCAUUCAUUCAUUCAUUCAUUCAUUCAUUCAUUCAUUCAUUCAUUCAUUCAUUCAUUCUUUUACAGUUUUUAUUGAUGACUUUCCUGCAGCCAUUCAAUGAAACUCCAUAUUGUCUAAACAGUUUACACACGGGCCCAAACAGCUGCUCCGUUGUUAAAAUGACAAGUUUUGUUUGCAAAAAGCUCUAACUGCGUUAAAACAUUAUGAAUUAUGAAAAAAUAUGCAACAAGAGCUAAUUUUGCCUUCAAACAACACAACUUGCAAAUAAGAUAACACAACACAAUAUUAAUAACACAAUGCAGCUAGCUACUUGCUAACUUGCUCGCUAAUAAAUCAAAAUCAAAAACUUUGAUCCUCCCGUCUGAACAAAAACCGCUCAACAGCUCCCCUACUGACUCUCCUGGUAAAUCAUCCGAGCCGUGAUCUACCUUACGGAUCGGUGACGGCGACCUACUGCACCUAUUCACCAGUAGGUAGGUGGCCACCUACCGGCCCAUAUAUAUGGGCUGAUAACCACUGAUAAUGACCAUUGAAUGGCGUGAUAACGGCCGAAGUGGCUCCAAUUAGUGCAUCAUUGAUCGUCACUGUAGCCUUUUGCUAUUUGUUGUCUUUGUAGUUUAUGUCAAAUUUACCUUUUUGCAAAGAAUUGGAUGCAGAUGAAGAAAUGUUUUGAUGCAUGUUUUAUUCAAUCCAUGACAUACAUUUUUCAAAGUGCAGCAACCUGAAAUAUUGUAAAUAUUACAGAAAAUACAAAUAAAACCAACAUACAAACAAACCUA
Molecule: messenger RNA, 2094 nt
Organism: Betta splendens (Siamese fighting fish)
Lineage: Eukaryota; Metazoa; Chordata; Actinopteri; Anabantiformes; Osphronemidae
Exons: 5
Coding region: 183-1250 (355 amino acids)
Source: RefSeq, a predicted model, not a curated record